Messenger RNA from Euleptes europaea (tarantolino), 2547 nucleotides. RefSeq names its product espin (gene ESPN). The record is from RefSeq and is a predicted model, not a curated record. Gene Ontology annotation, biological process: actin filament bundle assembly. NCBI's taxonomy places the organism in Eukaryota, Metazoa, Chordata, Lepidosauria, Squamata, Sphaerodactylidae. Bases 1 to 2496 code for a protein of 831 amino acids. Gene Ontology annotation, molecular function: actin filament binding. Gene Ontology annotation, cellular component: cytoplasm. The transcript is spliced from 14 exons.
AUGGCCCUGGAGCGGGCGCUGCAGGCGGCCCGCCAGGGGGACGUGGAGACGCUGAAGGCGCUGCAGGGCGAGGGGCUGCUGCCGCCCGCCGCGCUGCGGGACCCGCUGGGCGCCUCGCCCGCCCACCACGCCGCCCGCGCCGGCAAGCUCAACUGCCUGCGCUACCUGGUGGAGGAGGCCGGCCUGGCCGGCGGCGGACGGGCCCGCAACGGCGCCUCGCCCGCCCACGACGCCGCCGCCACCGGCCACCUGGCCUGCCUGCAGUGGCUGCUCGCCCAGGGAGGCGGCCGCGUCCAGGACACGGACAAUUCCGGCGCCACGGUCUUGCACCUGGCGGCUCGAUUCGCCCACCACGAAGUGAUCGACUGGCUCCUCCGCUUCGGGGGCAGCGACCCGCUGGCAGCCACGGACACGGGCGUGUUGCCGGUUCACUACGCCGCAGCCAAAGGAGACUUCCCUUCCUUGCGACUCCUCAUCGGGCACUGCCCCAGUUCGGUCAGCGCCCAAACGAAGAAUGGUGCCACGCCCCUCUACCUAGCCUGCCAGGAAGGCCACCUGGAAAUCAUCCAGUACUUGGUCAAAGACUGCGGAGCCGACCCCCACAUACGCGCCAACGACGGGAUGACCCCACUCCACGCCGCUGCCCAGAUGGGCCACAACACUGUCAUCGUCUGGCUGGUGAGCUUCGCCGAUAUCAGCCUCUUGGAGCAGGAUGACGACGGAGCCACCGCCAUGCAUUUUGCUGCCAGCCGAGGACAUGCCAAAGUGCUCAGCUGGCUGCUCCUGCAUGGGGGGGAGAUCACCACAGACCACUGGGGUGGGACCCCUUUGCACGACGCGGCUGAGAACGGCGAGCUGGAGUGCUGUCAGAUUCUCGUGGUGAACGGCGUGAACCUGGGCAUCCGCGACCAAGACGGCUACACCGCCGCUGACCUUGCCGACUACAAUGGGCACUCCCAUUGCGCCAAGUACCUGCGCACAGUGGAGAACAUGAGCGUGGAGCACCGGGUCCUUUCCCGAGACCCCUCCGCCGACCUGGAAUUCAAGCAGCCUGACUCCGGCAUGUCGUCUCCCAACACAACGAUGUCCGCUCCGCAGCCUCACUUCGACAUCGGCUCCCCGAGCAGCACCCUCUCCAACUACGACUCCUGCAACUCCAGCCAAUCGAGCACGGGGGAGAAAAGGAACAGCCAAGGAACCCGGGUUCCCGAGACGACGAUCACGGACAUGCAGACUUAUAUGGACAUGCUCAAUCCAGAUACUGCGCCACAGCAGAGCAAGAAAGGCGACGAAGCAUCCCUCCCGCCGCCUCCAAACUUCCCAGCGCCCCCUCCGCCCCCCAACCCCCAGGGGCCUCCUCCUCCUCCCGGCUACCCAGCCCCAAACCCUCCCGAAGCGCAGCACACGGCAGAGAUCUACGUGCAGGCAAAGAACAACCUCCGCCACGUGGAGAGCGAAGUGCUCAAGAAAGAGCUGACCUCGCUCGAGAGCAGCCCAGAACUGCGGCGGGUCGACUCUAGCAGGAAAUCGAGAAGCUUCAACAAGCAGCCCAGCACCGGGGACUAUUAUAAACAUCUGGGCAGCGGUAGCAGCGGAGAGCAAACGGGCAACAACCGCAGGAUGGCGCACAGCGAGGAGGCUUCCCUUCUGUCCAACGAGAGCGUGCAAAAUGGAGGCACGGCUGAGAACAAGCCCUCGGGAGAGGUUCCUCCUCCUCCUCCACCCCCGCCACUCCCUGAGCGUGUCUGCUCCCCACCGCCACCCCCUCCACUGCCAAUGGAGAGCCAGCCAGCUGCCACCAGCCAGCGACGGUCGUCCUCCUCCACUGGAAGCACCAAGUCGUUCAACAUGAUGUCCCCAACCGGUGACAACGCUGAGUUGCUGGCAGAAAUCAAGGCUGGGAAGAGCCUCAAGCCAACCCCCCAGAGCAAGGGCUUCACCACCGUCUUCUCGGGCUGCGGCCAGGCGGGCGCCAACGUUGAGAUCCCCAACUCCUCCCCGUCUCCCACCAGGACCCCAACUCCCCCGUCCACUCCAGAUGGGACCUCGGCCUCUAGGCCCACCUCUUCGCCCGAGCCGGUGGUCAACGGCUCUUCACCGUUGCUGGCCUCGGCGGCCCCACCCAGCCAGGCAGACAUUGAGGCCCUGAUCCCCACCUACGACGAACAGGGGCGGCCCAUCCCAGAGUGGAAGCGCCAAGUCAUGGUCCGCAAGCUGCAGAUGAAAAUUCAGGAAGAAGAAGAGCAAAGGCGCAAGGAGAGAGAAGAGGAAGCUCGCCUGUCUACGAUGCCAGCUUGGCGGAGGGACAUUUUUCGCAAGAAGAUGGAAGAGGAAAGAGAGCACAAACGGAAAGAGGAAGAAAAAAUGAAGCGGGAAGAGGAAGAGAAGGAGAAAGAACAGUCGGAAAAGCUAAGGACUCUUGGGUAUGAUGAGGCAAAACUGGCCCCUUGGCAAAGGCAGAUCAUCCUCAAAAAAGGAGACAUAUCAAAGUACUAGCCCUGGGGUCUGGGCCUCCCGCCUGCCGGUCUCCACCUGUGCAUUGAGCCC